Molecule: messenger RNA, 3298 nt
Organism: Armigeres subalbatus
Lineage: Eukaryota; Metazoa; Arthropoda; Insecta; Diptera; Culicidae
Product: cytokine receptor-like
Exons: 5
Coding region: 755-3145 (796 amino acids)
Biological process (GO): cytokine-mediated signaling pathway
Cellular component (GO): external side of plasma membrane
Molecular function (GO): cytokine receptor activity; protein binding
Source: RefSeq, a predicted model, not a curated record
UGUUGUAUUAUAUGGUGUUGUUUCCUCCUGUUCAUAUUUUCGACUUUGAUUUCAGUUGAAAUUUGGCUUCGGUUCAUAAAGCGAGCGUAUGAGCACCGUUCAUUUAUCGAAAUUUAAUAGUUGGUUCUUUCUACGAUACGUUGCAUCAUAUAUAGUUAUAUUACAGCCAUCAUCACAACUGAUGCUGGGCGCUACUGCAAGUAUUUCUAACCUCAUACAUGUACAUUGUGUCACUCAAUUGCCACUGAUAUGAUGGUGGUAGGCGAACCUUCCUAGUCUGCAAUCGAUGAAUAAUAAUAUUUGUUUAAUGCUAAUUUCAUUUUAUAAAAACUCCUACUGGCGAAUGCUUUUCAAUUAGUGUGAAAGCGACAGUUGUGUCUGAUGAUCGUCUCUCGUCUAGUAGUUAAUUCCACACAAGCGAGAUGAAAAGGCGUGCGCGCAAAUCAAGAGCAGCACAAUAUUCUAAAUAACAGAAAAAAAGAAAAUAAAUCAUUAUCGCAAAAGUUGUUACACGAGUACGAGAGGAGCAUAGAGGACCAAAGCCGAGCUCAUCUUAUUUGUAAAUCAUCUUUUGAAUACUCUGGAAGUAGCUGAGUCGACAGCAGUUUACUAAAAUUUAAACGCGGCGUAACGCACCAUUGCAGUCCAAUGCAAUCUCAGUGAAUCGUUUGAACAUCGAUCUACGAUAAAGCACGCGCCUCCACACCUUCUAAUGGCUGACUCAACGGAUCGAUAACGGGCAAUCAUUGUGAUAAUGUUAGGUUUGAUGUGCUCGAAAGUAAAGGACAAUCUGUUUCGUGGCUGUGCGGUGAUUAUAUUUUUUAUUUUCGUUAAAGCUGAUGCUCGUCCUACUGGGUAUUUGUUCUAUGCAUCGAAUGUGAUCAAUCUCAAUUUGAACCAAACAUCAUACACCGUGGGAUGUACGGUAAAUUCCACCGGUGGCGCAGAAGAAGCUGGUAUCAGCCGAAAUCUCAAGAUGCUUGAUUUGCGCGGGAAUCCAUAUGCAACAAAGAUUAUCAACGACACAACAAUCAUCCACAGAGUAGAUCUCCAGACCAAUGAAGAAUCAUCAAUAUGUGGCGUCAAGAAUUUCAUUUGCCGAUUGAAUCGUUCUUUGAUACAGAUGCGCACAUUUUAUGUAGGCAGACCGCCUCCACCGAUCAAACCGAGUGAUUUCAAAUGCAUUUCCCACAACCGACAGCGUUUGGUGUGUCAGUUCCGACGUCAGCAUAGUUGCGGUCUUUUCACAGAUUAUCAUCUAUCCAUGAUAAGACUAAACAGUCACAGCACGUGCAACCUCACUGACGACGGAACUACCUUAAGCUUCGACAGUAAUUCGGAUACCUGCGUGUUUUCGGCUGGACAUAGAAAUCUAUCGUUCUGGAUCGUAGCCACGAAUAUAAUCGGAAAGACAGAAUCCAUGCAAACUGUUGAUCACUUCGAUAUUGUGCAACCUGAGAUGCCGGGUAAUUUGCAUGUGUCGUCUCUUGAUGUAACUAACGUCAACAUAACAUGGAGUCUAAGCUUAUUGUUGUACAACCUCAACCGUUCAUUUGAAAUAGAAUUUCGUUUGAUGUCCAAAUAUGAUACACAACAGAGUUUUAAGAACAUCAGCUCCUUCACAAGCAAACAAAUGAUGCAUCAGUUCGAAAAUUUGUUUCCAUUUACAAAUUAUGAAUUGAAGAUGCGCGUUAGGGUUGUACCUAAAUCAUUGCGAUAUUUCGAAGACGAAUAUUGGUCGGAGUGGUCUUCGAUACAAUUUCAAACCAAAGCCUGCCGGCCAUACGCUCCUCCACGGAUAUUACCAGGAGCUUACAGCUUCAAAGAGAGAAGAGGUCAUCUAGUGACGAUUGAAGUUUAUUGGGAACUAGUUCCCGAAUACCGCCAAAAUGGUCCAGGUUUCGGAUACGACAUUUAUGCUCUCUCGCAAACAGGUCAUAAUCUUACGGCGAACAGUCCCAACAAUGGGGUCACCUCAUUCCAAAAAGCCAGGAUUGAUGAAAUAUACAGCGUGUACUUUUUUUCGUACAACGAUGAAGGUCGUUCAGAAAACGUUAGCAUAAUGCAAAUUUAUCCUCAUAUUGCUGCGUAUCAACCAAAAAUCAGAAGAAUGUUAUAUAACGAUAGUUACUAUGUGCAAUGGUUCUCGCCCGACAACAUAGACCUUCUUUCAAACUACACGAUUAUGUAUUGCACUUACAGCACUACGGGAUCAUGCCAUGGUUCAAUACAGUUCGAUACCGUGCCUGCAAACGCAACAACGUAUUUCUUGAACUCAAGCAAACCACUAAGUUUUGCUCUAGCAGCCAAUUUCCGUUCGUACUCAUCAGAACUAUCGUGGCCCAUGUGUACUGUGUCUCCAGCAACUGUCGUUAACCAAAUUACCUUCAAGUUCACCGAUGUAACGGAACAUUCCUUUACGCUGCGCAUGCAACUCUCAUGUAUGGAUCAAUCUUUAAUCGAUCGAUACGACGUUCGCUAUUGGCCAACGCAAAAUCAUGAUGCUACGGUAAAUAGGACUUAUCAAGCUUAUGAUACGAUUAUUCCCAUCGAUGAUCUUUUGAUUAACACUGAUUAUGAGGUGGUUAUAACGGCGUAUGAUAGUAGAGGGAAUACGUUUGAAGCAAGCAAUUCUGUGCGUACUAAGAAUAAAGAAGUUCUGGUACAGUUGAUUCUUUUCCUUCUGUUUGGCAUGUUGGUAAUGGCUAUUAUGACUACCACUGCUACACGCAGAAUGAAGAGGAUUAUGAGCAUAAAAGUGGAAAUACCUGUUGGAUUGCUAGGAAUUGAUGAAACACCAUUUCAGAACAAUCCACCCGUGGAGGAAUUCAAACCCUUUUCUGAGCAAAUCAGUGACACCGUUGAGAUGGAAGAGCUACGCCCUUCAGAUCCUUUAGAUGAUAAUUCUUCUGGCAAAGUGAAGUCAAUCCUCAAAAAGUACGAUCCGACGAAUGUACAGGCGAAGUCAGCCGCUCAGUUCAGUACAAGCAACGACUAUAUAAAGCCAUCGGAAAUGCCUUGCAUGAAGAAUCUGGAAAAAUCCAUCCCAUCUCUAGGGGGAAACAGUUACUCGAGUGGUUCAACUGGAUACGUGGAUGUAAGCCUGAUAAUGAAGCAACAUUUGUUUGGUGAUGUUUCGCUCUGAGCCGUUUAGAUCCUAUCAUUUUGAAUAUUUAAAGUACAAAGUUUAGAAAAUGUCAGAUUACUUAAAUUUAUUAAUGUGCCCUUUUGCACUGUGUGACAAUGGACAGUGAUCUAAUAAAGACAAUCACAUAACUAAUUUCGAUUUCAACUGUAA